This is a messenger RNA of Pygocentrus nattereri (red-bellied piranha), 2962 nucleotides long. RefSeq names its product SRY-box transcription factor 13. The record is from RefSeq and is a predicted model, not a curated record. Gene Ontology annotation, cellular component: nucleus. Gene Ontology annotation, biological process: regulation of transcription by RNA polymerase II; cell fate commitment. The coding region runs from base 545 to 2389 and encodes 614 amino acids. NCBI's taxonomy places the organism in Eukaryota, Metazoa, Chordata, Actinopteri, Characiformes, Serrasalmidae. Gene Ontology annotation, molecular function: RNA polymerase II cis-regulatory region sequence-specific DNA binding; DNA-binding transcription factor activity, RNA polymerase II-specific. The transcript has 14 exons.
CCCUGAUUAAUUCCAUCAACUCACACAAUGCCUACGAAUGACCACACUUCAGCUUCUGCCGGUGUGAACGAGGCACUGUUCCCGUUUUCGACUCGCCAGCGGUGUAAAGCGACUUAAAGGCACAGAUUUCACACAGAACGUCUUUCAGUUUUACCGAAGAACAACUAAACAGCCACUGAGGCGACCCGAGGGAAGUUAGCCGCUUGCUAACUAGCGCCAUUCAUGGCCCCUCUCCAGCAGCUUUUUUUCCGAAGAGCUUUCCCUUUAAGAGGGAGGUGAAUGGCAGGAGACGGAGAAUGUGGGGAAACAAAACGGCAGAAAGUGACUCCCGUGUGUUUAGGGAGACCGGACAGCGCUCGGAGAGGACUGUGUGUUUGUCUUCGAGUGGGUCUGUACCGUGUUAUCGUCGCCGAUUUGGAUGUAUGUCACUUGCUUAAUAAACCGUCGUCUCUGCUUUGGCGGGAAGAGCCGCUGCCGUCUCCCUGACAACGAGGAGGAUUCUGAAGUUUUGGGCUUCACGGCUUUUUUUUUUUAACUGCUGUGAAUGUGUGAGCCCAGCCCUCCUGCGCUGCCUCCCCAUGCAAACGGUAAUGUGACCAUGGUAGGCGUCGGUGUCAAGCUGGAGGAGGAGGAGUCAGGAGACGGAGGCGGAGUCAGAGAGCGCGAGUCACAGCAGUCUUCACCGUCGUGUGACUGGUCAGCACGGCAGCAAGGGGAUGGUGAGAAGAUGACGCCCCUCAGCUCUCAGUCCCCUUUGGCAAGUUCUCCCAGUAAAGAGCGGCCACGCACACUCAGUCCUUCCAGCCAAGACGGAGCAAACAGGGCCCAGGACAGGCCUGAAGCCCAGCCCAAUGUUAGCGAGGUGCUGCCCACCAUCGAGAAACUCCUGAAUGCAGACUGGAGAGAGAAGAUUUUGGGGAAGGGAUUCCAAGGCACUGCCCAUGUGAAAGGCACUCCAGAAAGCCUGGCUGAGAAGGAGCUGCAGCUGUUGCUGAUGAUUAACCAGUUGUCCGGGCUGAGGGAGCAGUUGCUGGGAGCGCAUUCGGAGCAGAGGAACAUGGCCGCCCUGCUGCUGGAGAAACAGCAGCAGCAGAUGGAGCUGGCACGGCAACAGCAGGAGCAGAUUGCCAAGCAGCAGCAGCAACUAAUACAGCAGCAGCACAAGAUCAACCUCCUACAGCAGCAGAUCCAGCAGGUGAAUUUGCCCUAUGUGAUGAUUCCUGCCUUCCACCCCAACACACAGCCACUGCCCGUAUCCUCGGAUGCACAGAUGGGACUGCCCCUUCAGCCCAUCCCCUGCAAGCCAGUGGAAUAUCCCAUGCAGCUACUCCCAAAUCCUCACUCCACCCCUGUCAAAAGAUCCAGCAGUACAGUCUUUCGACAGGAGAGCAGUCAGCCCCUGAACCUCACAGCCAAACCCAAGACCCCCAGCCCACAGACUCUGGAACUGACCUCUGCCCACUUGCAGUCUAGCUAUAGACCCAGAGAGCUGCCACACAGCCCCCCCAGAACUGCACUGAGCCUGGGCUUCUUGGGUGAGGGGGACGUUGUGACUCAAGCCAUCCAUGAUGCCCAGCAGCUGUUGCGCGGAGGCCAGGGUCCAGCGGGCCGAGAGAGGGACAGCAGCACAAGGCUGGUGAGUCAGCAUCUUAAAGUGAGUGAUUAUAAGGAGGUCUCUCGAGCUGACCGGCUGCCCCAUGUGGACCGCGGUGAUGAUGGACAGUCCAUGCGAACGAACGAGGAGCACCUCAGCAGUGAUUCUGAGGGCCAGAUCACUGUUCCUGGAAUGGGCUACGGCGAGAGCCGAACCACCUCUUCUGGCCACAUCAAGAGGCCCAUGAACGCCUUCAUGGUGUGGGCCAAAGAUGAGCGCCGCCGUAUCCUACAGGCCUUUCCAGACAUGCACAACUCAAGCAUCAGCAAGAUCCUGGGCUCACGCUGGAAGUCCAUGUCCAACCAGGAGAAGCAGCCCUACUAUGAAGAACAGGCCAGGCUGAGCCGACAGCACCUGGAGCGCUACCCAGACUAUAAAUACAAACCGCGGCCCAAGCGCACCUGCAUCGUAGAGGGCAGGCGGCUGCGCGUGGGCGAGUAUAAGGCCAUGAUGAAGAGCAGGAGGCAGGAGCAACGCACCUCAUACCCACCCAGCCAAUCAGAGCAGCAGCUGCACUACCCCUCAGCUGAAGGUCAGUACCCCAGCACCCCGGUCUCCAUGGCGCUGCCCCUGCACCCUGCGCUCCUGGAGCACUACCUGCCCCGCCCCCUGGAGCCCCCGCAAGGCCGAGGCCGCGAAGAGCCAGAAGCCAGAGUCAAACAGCCCUACAGUGAGGGAGAGGAGAGCGACGGCGGAGAGCGGAGUGAGGGGGAGCUGGUGGUCCUCACCGAUUGAGCAAGAGACAGAAAGAGAGAACUCGAAAGGGAACAGACUUUCUGUACAUGCUGUGAGGAAAUGUUUGGGUUUGUGGGGAAAAAAGGUGCUUUGAAGUGGUUACAUUUGAGGGUCAGUUCACAGAGGAGUGAAGCUUUGCUUUACAUAGACUAAGUUACUUACUUCAGCAGUGAUGACUUAGAUGUUCAGGGAGAUCAUAGUUAGUCCAGAAGCCUGACCAAAGCCUGCUCAGUCGAGGUUUGGUUUUAUUGCGUUUAUAAUCCAGAUGCUUCUGUUAAGUACGGCAAACGCUUGGGAACUUUUUGAGACGUUCGUUUAAAAGGUAAUUCCGCCAAUUUUUAUUUUCAAAAUUCAUGAAAAAUUUAGUAGAUAAGAUGUAAACAGGGUCAUUCAGAGUGGUUUGGUGUGAAAUGUUGCACUGUAAAGAGAUUCACUGACUCUUUACAUGGUGGUGAAAGGAGCCAGUGGUCUAAAAAUGCCUAAAAGCAGUGAACUAGAAAAAUACGUAUUGCCUUAUAAUGUCCUGCCUGUACCUCUCCGUCAUUCAUGGAUGUUAAAAACACAUCAAACAUU